Messenger RNA from Sycon ciliatum, 2511 nucleotides. Its product is annotated as ankyrin repeat domain-containing protein 50-like. Gene Ontology annotation, molecular function: protein binding. NCBI's taxonomy places the organism in Eukaryota, Metazoa, Porifera, Calcarea, Leucosolenida, Sycettidae. The coding region runs from base 328 to 1992 and encodes 554 amino acids. The record is from RefSeq and is a predicted model, not a curated record. The transcript has a single exon.
CGAAUGCAUAGAUAUUAUUAGAUAUCACACGUGCCAGGAUCAUCACCGUGACUUCUGUUGCAGAACCAAAACUGUUUUCUUUGGAGUUCCGUUGUCCAGAUGCGUUCACGAGCUUGCUUGUGUCCGGAACUCCACAGCUGAGCGCUCGAUGGAUGCUCCUGAAAACCUCCUGGCGCAGCAAAUCCAUCCAACGCCCACCAGAAGGCAAAAGCCAUCUUCUCGUUCUAGAAAAAGCUCAUAAUUCGAGUAGCUAGGCGUUGAAGUAUUCACUGACUGUUCGAUGUAUUUCAAGCGACCUGUAUCUGGCAUGUAGAUAAGAGCUGGAGAAUGGCUUUCUCCGUCUUUCAGAGCGUGGAUCGUGGCACGGAAGAAAGCAUACCCGGUCGUCUCCUGAGAGCGUGCAUCAGCGGCGACAUUGAGGUGAUACGCUCGCUACGCAGCGACCACUCCGUGCGUGGCCUGGUCGACUUCAAGACGGGCAGGACUGCACUGCACUUCGUGGUAUUCUGUGGGAAAAGGUCGCGACAGUGCUGCGAGAUCUUGCUGGAAGCCGGCUGUCCCGUCGAUGUGGUGGAUUUCUACGGAAUUACACCAUUCAUUUUGGCCAACAUGUACGCGAAUCAGGGAAUGCUUGAGGCGUACAGGACAGUCGGUGCAGGCGAUCUGGACGCAGGCCCAUACAACAGGGAGCAGAUACACUGGAGUAACCUGAUGCGUGCAUGCCACGGCAGCAAGGUGCCGCAGAUACGCCACUGCCUGGACCGCGGCGACGACGUGGACGCACGCAACGCGUUCGGUCAGACUGCACUGCACAUCGCGGUGCUGCGUGACAAUACGCUCGCAGUGCAGAUGCUGAUCGAGGGUGGCUGCGAGGUGGACGCGCAGGACGUGUUCCGAUGGACGCCGCUAAUGCUGGCGUGCCGUCGCGGCAUGCUGACCAUGGUCAACACGUUGCUGGAACAGUCGGCCGACAUGCAGAAAGUGGACAUCGAGGGACACACGGUCUUACAUAGUGCCAUACUGCAGGGAAACACGGAGCUCCUGUCCUGUCUUCUCCAGUUUAAAGUGGAAGCAUUCAGGCACGCCAUCGUCGGCUCCUUCUCGCCAUUGGAAUUGGCCGUGGCAUGCCAGCACGAGCAUGUCGUAAGCUGGUUCAGCGAGGAGAGCGCUCCCGUUUCCAGUUUCCUGACGCAUGCGUUCACACUCGCUGUCCGCCUCAACAACUUUACGCUGAUGCGCAAGCUGGUCGUAAUGGGAGUGAGCGUGGAGUGCUCUCACGUUACCAUGGCCGUGGAGAGAGAAGAUAUUGAUCUAUGCCGCUAUCUCCUUGCCUGCGGAGUAAAUCUAAAAAAGGACGGAAUCAAUGCAGACUCGCCUCUUGUCGUGGCGUGCCAGAAAGGCAACGUCACGUGCAUUCGAAUGCUUCUGGAAGCCGGUUGCCAACCCAACUCGGAGUUUGGCGGAGUGGAGCUCCUAUCUCAUCCGCUGUCCAUCGCAAUGUGCCAGAGCGGCUCAGCGGUGGUGUUUGAAUUGCUGCGCGCCGGCGCCGAUCCUGACAUGGAUCGCUACUGCGUCACUGCCACCGGUACGGUACACAAGCCGACGAUCCCAGCCAUGCAGAGACAGGCACCGGCGGCGGAGGACGAGCUGCCCGAGGACUUCGCAACGUCCGUGCGUCUCUGCCUGCGGGCGGGUGCCGACUACGACGAGCUGUCGCGCGUGUGGACCGAGCCGGGACGGGCGGAUCCAUUUCAAACGCUGCGUAACACCGCGUGCUGCCCGUCGCUUCAGCACGCCUGCAGCGCUGCGGUGUGGGAGCACUUGAUUGCGCACAAGGCCCACGGCAACUCCUUCAUUCACCUGCAGAAAGCAGUCGAGCUUCUCCCGGUACCGGUGUUCAUGCGUGAGAUGCUCCUGUUUCCUUAUGCGUUGCAGGGAAAAUCCGUUCUCUCUCAGCUCUGGGAGAACAGACAUAUGGAAUCACUGGACUAAACGCUUAUGCCCUUCGAAGUAACAGCAUGGUAACGUUAUGACUGAGAUGAUGACAGUGAAUUUUUCGUCUCAGUGAUGUUGCACCCACUUUUACACGAUUCAACUUGAAGUGCAGCACAAUGGGACAUCUGAGUUUGUACUUCAAAGUAUUUGACAAUAUUAUCCUAUAGAGAUGCCCAUCAUAUUCAGAGUAUCAUGCCGGUUUAUGAGAGAAGCCAGGAUAACAUUAUGUGCAGUAUAUAAGUUGCGACAUUUCCCCAUUCUUCAUUUUGGUACUCACUGACAAGCACUGAUUGUAUCCACAAAGACCUCUUUUCUAUCGCAGACCUGAACAUUCUAUCUUGAAAAGUUUAAAUUUUUUUCAAAAGUGAUGUAAUGCCUCGACUGAGCAAUAUUGCGCCCCUGCAUUCCCUGGCCUAGUGCUUAGAUUAGUUCGAAGACCUUGUUGUACAUUUCAUGGAUCACCCACCCUCUCCCUAUGCUAUGAUCCGUAUCUGACAGCACUUCUGUAACGUGUAA